AUGUCUGGAACAGAGUCCCACGCCGACAGAGAGGAGGACUACAGGUUCCUCCACAGCAUGCUGAUGGAGAAGAAGCUUCACAUGCUGUUCAAGAUCCACGAGCGGCUGAAGCAUUUUGAGAACCGAAGCCCCGCCCCGGUCCAGGAGGAAGCAUCCAGUCUGGCCUUAGAUUUGGCAGAGGAGCUGAUAUACCAGGGCUGGAGAGAUGAAGUCAAAGAGCUGUUUGCCCUCCUUUCCAAACCCCACUUUAAGAGUCUCCUGUGUGUCCAUGACGCUGUAGCUCAGAGAGACUUUGAACCUACUCUGCCACCAAUACCCGAUGAUGUGCUGGACGACGAGGAGGAUUCAGUGAAAAUUGUCAGUUUGGUGAAAACCAAAGAGCCUCUGGGGGCAACAAUUAAGAGGGAUGAAUCCACCGGGGCAAUUGUUGUGGCAAGAAUCAUGAAAGGAGGUGCAGCUGAUAAAAGCGGCCUGAUCCAUGAAGGAGACGAACUUAAAGAAGUGAAUGGAGUCUCACUGGAGCACAGGAAGCCAAAAGAAAUCCUUCCUCUACUGGCUUGUUCCAAGAGUGAAGUUAAAUUCAAAAUCAUUCCUGCAUUAUGUGCAGAGGAAGAGCCAACAGAUAAGGAAAAGCUCUUUGUGCGAGCUCUGUUUGACUACGAUCCCAGCGAGGAUCCAACCAUCCCAUGCAAGGAUGCCGCCGUGGCCUUUAAAAGAGGCGACGUUCUUCAGAUUGUGAGCACCGAAGAUGACAUCUGGUGGCAGGCCUGUCUUGUCGAGGACAGCAACAGUCGGGCCGGGCUCAUCCCAUCGCAGCAGCUGCAUGAAAGAAGAGUUGCUCUACAGCGACCCGAAGCCCUGUUCAAGCCUCGAAAAGUCAAACCACCAGAUGAGCAGCCAGUCACGGAGGAUGUGGACUACAGGGCUAUAACAGGGAUCCACGUUGCUGGUUUAAGAAGAAGUUUCCGACUGGGCAGAAAGACCAGCUGGGCUAAAGAAGCAGCUCGGUUCAGGAGGUGGAGCGCUGGAGUGCAUGGCUCCAUCUGUCCACCUACCUACAUUGAGGUGAUGAGGUACCACAGAGAACCGAAGGACAGACACCGUCUGGUCGUCCUGGUUGGGCCCAGCGGCGUUGGCGUUAAUGAACUGAAGAGGAGGCUGCUGAUCUCCGACCCCGACCGCUAUGGCGUCACUGUGCCGUACACCACCCGUGAGAAGAGGAGGCAGGAAAGCGAAGGGGUGGACUAUCAUUUCGUGUCAGUUCACAUGUUUGAAGAGCUCAUUCUGGAUCACAGGUUUAUAGAGUAUGGGAGUCAUGGAGGCCACUAUUAUGGCACAAGUCUAGACUCUGUGCACAGAGUGAUGGCUGAGGGCAAAGUGUGCCUGCUGGAGGUGCACCCAAGUAAAAUAAAGCGAGUGUACACAUCUGAAUUCAAACCAUACGUGGUGUUUGUGAAAACCCCGUGCAUCGAGGAGCUGCGCAUCACCAGGCGGAGAGUUAAAUUCGUCUGCGAUGACGAAGACGCUAACCCAGUCAGGAUCUUCUCAGAGGAGGACUUUGAGGACAUGAUUGACAUGGCUGAAUCGAUGGAGACUCAGUACGGUCACCUGUUUGACCGGGUGGUUGUUAACGGAGAUAUCGCCACAGCAUUUCGAGCGCUGAGGGCCGACCUCGAGAGGAUCUACGAGGCAGAAGUCCAGUGGGUUCCUGUAGACUGGACUUGCUCCUCGCCGGCAAAAGCACGGAGAAGUUGCAGUCAUUUGGCCGGCUGGAUUUGAGCUGUGAUCCCUUAUUUGGGACAAAAAGAAGAAAAUUAACAAAAAAGCAACAAAAACAUUAAUAGCACAUUAAUUGUUUGUGAUAUAUAACAUUAGAAUUAACACUUUGAGCACCGAAUUUCUUUUAUAUUUGAAAUAUUGCUCCAUUCGCAAACAAGGUCAGUAAUGACUAAAGUUUUCCACAGUGUUCCUUAGUGUGUAUCUAAUUAGGCAGAAUCCAUCUCUUACUCUC
Molecule: messenger RNA, 2011 nt
Organism: Acanthochromis polyacanthus (spiny chromis)
Lineage: Eukaryota; Metazoa; Chordata; Actinopteri; Pomacentridae
Product: MAGUK p55 subfamily member 7-like
Exons: 17
Coding region: 1-1779 (592 amino acids)
Biological process (GO): protein localization to adherens junction
Cellular component (GO): cell-cell junction; plasma membrane
Molecular function (GO): protein binding
Source: RefSeq, a predicted model, not a curated record